Molecule: messenger RNA, 543 nt
Organism: Cylindrotheca closterium
Lineage: Eukaryota; Bacillariophyta; Bacillariophyceae; Bacillariales; Bacillariaceae
Source: the annotation of a GenBank genome assembly
AUGGCCAUGAUGGGUGUCAGAAUUGCACCAGUGUCUUCUUUCUUUUUGAUACUAUUCGUAUCUCUUGUAGCAGGCAAGGAUUCACAAGAUGUCGUAUCCUUGGAGUCCUGUCGUCAGUCUGGUUUUGAUCCAUUGCAGCUGGCAUGCGACACCUGUGAUUUGUUGCCGGAAUCCGUAGUCAAUAAAUGCCGUGGCUGUUGUCAACCCUUCCGAAAUGUGAAUGCCAAAGCAAAACGAUAUGAGGCUGCAGUUCUACUCCAUCCAGAGGGACAGAGCUUCUUCCCCGAAAUUGAUGAACUGUACAACGAAGAUGUUAAAGGUAUCCAGCAGCAAAAAGGAAAGAAACGUUUCUUCACCAAGACCAUCGAAUCAGCCAGUUACUUUGCGCCUUCCCCGUCCAUGAUAUUGUGGUUCAAUGAAAUACCUGGUUCCAGUGCAACGGUUACCAACCUGAAAUCAAAGGCAGCGGAGAUAAUCAUGUUGGGUGGAUGGAAAAGAGACGAGGCACGAGACAUGCUGCUAGCGUUGCUUCCAGAUGCUUAA